Molecule: messenger RNA, 3036 nt
Organism: Seminavis robusta
Lineage: Eukaryota; Bacillariophyta; Bacillariophyceae; Naviculales; Naviculaceae
Source: the annotation of a GenBank genome assembly
AUGACAUCCUCCAUUGUCGUCGUCAAGUCACUGUCAUCACUCCUCCUUCUCUUGUUACUACUACAACACCAUCAUGUUGUCCACGCCGAAUUCAACUACGAAGUGGAGAAACGUGUGGUGGAACGAAUUGACGAUUUCAUGAAUGGUCCUCGCACGGCCAAUGGCCUUACAGCCAAGUUUCGUCGGAAUUUUGGCUUUCCCAACAAUCUGCAAGCACUGGAUCGCGAUUACUACCUUCGAUUUGCCUACUCGUUACUACAAGAAUUCCACUUUGACAUGGUCUAUUUGGGUCUCGAAGAUGGCACGUUCAUGGGCCACGGCGUAGGCUGGGGCACGUACCGCGACCCCGGCAAUUCGGGUUUCCCGGUGGACGACGCGUCCAUGGCACACUACUAUCAUUCCUGCGUCGAUCGCGAGUCCGGAGCCGACACCAACUGUACCAUGCAAUCGGGCAGCAAGUAUAUUCGAUGCGUCCGCGAUUGCGGACUCAUGAAAUGCGCCGACGAUGAGACCCAAGCCUGUUCCAAAAUAUUGGCGCAACACGACGGUGGUGCUUCUUUACUGGCACAGACGCAAGACUUCUCGACGCUCGAACCGGAUGUGGCCCAUUGCUUUCAACAACCCCAAACCACCAAAUGGUGUCGUCAAUAUGCCGUCGAACAAGCGACACAAGAGGAAACGCACGGAUUUAUUCCCCGCACGUACCAUUGCAACGAUGCCCGCGGGGCAUUGACCCAACAACCCGGUCGUGCCGUCGUGGGUGGAUUCUUGGCCGAUGCGGAUGAUCCCAAACUCGUGCUGGGAGAUUGCGAAUUUGAAAAUGGCGUUACCAAAGUCGAACGAUGGGAAGAAGGACCCUUUGUUUACUGCGGCGGCAUCGAUCCUCUCACACAACAACCCAAAAUUUGCGACAAUACAUUCGAUGGUGGUUAUCGAUCGCGGGAUUACGAUCCUCGCUAUAGGGGUUGGUACAUGGCCACGAAGGAAUCACAACUCCCCAAUUGGUCCGAACCCUAUCCAUUCUUUUCCAAUCUCGAUUUGGGCAUCACAUAUAGUCAUCCCAUUUACAGUUACGAUGAGCAAGGACGCUACAUGUUUGAAGGAGUCUUGGCGAUCGACUACACUUUUGUCGGAAUUGGAAACUUUCUCGUCGAUGGAUACGGCAGCGGCGAGUCCAAUACCAUUGUCGUUGUAUACGAAGUCAAUGAACCCAACUUUAUGGUCGCCUCCAGUACCGGACGCAAAGCCGCUACCAAAGUACUCGUCGAGGAUGAAACCAAACCGUGUUUCGAUGAUUCCGCACGCGAUUGCAAAGUCGUACGUGAAAGCAUGGCCAAUCUAAGGGGGGAUCCUUUGGAUACGCUCCUGGUCAAAGCAUACAACGAACAACGCGAUCAAGACUAUCCACGCGAACUAUUGACGAUUCGGGGCAAGAAACGCGCCGAUUAUUUGGCGAGUAGUGACAGUAGCAGUGAUGACAGUGAUCCAGACGACAACAACAGCAACAGCAACGAGGAAGAUGAUGAAGGCGAUGAAUUGUACAUUGUCCAGUCAUCGUUUUAUCGACCGGGUGGUGAUUUGGAAUGGAUCAUUCUGGUCAUUUCACCCGCAGGAAAGGGCGAUGCCGAUGCCGUUACCAAGGACAAUCCGCUCUUUGGAUUGAUCUGUGUCAUUGCAUCCAUGGGAUUCGUCCUAUGCUUUGUCAUGUUUGUCUUGUUUUAUAGAAAACGACACGAACGAGCCGUCAUUUUGGCCGAUUGGAGAUUCACGUCGGCAUUUCUGCUGGGAUGUGCACUCUUGAAUCUUUCCAGUUUUACCCUCUUGGGAGAAAACACGGAUGCGCUCUGUCUGGCCCGCAUGUGGUCCUUUCAUUUCCUUUUCGCAUUGGCAUUGUCGCCGUUGUUUGUCAAGGUCUGGCGCAUGUGGCGAAUGGUGGGAGCAGCCAAUCGACGACCGACCAUUGUCAACCACUCCACUGCCGCCUUGCUAUCCCUACCCAUUGUCGCCAUUUCCACUCUGAUUCUCUUCAUCUUUACAUUUGCCGAUCCACCACACCAAGAGGAGGUUAUCGAGAUCGAAGGAGGAAUCGUAACCCAGCAUGUCAUUUGUUCCACAAAUACCAAUGGCUUUAUGGUUAUCAUGACCCUUUUUGAAGCUGGAUUGAUCGUCACUGGAUGUAUUCUGGCCUAUGUGACGAGGAAUUUGGAUGCCCAGUUUGGAGAGGCGAAGCAGCUCAUGUUUUCCAUGUACAAUAUUGGUUUUAUCGGGAUUAUCACCACAAUUAUCAUCUACACCAUGGACAUUGAUGCAACUGGAGAGGUAGUCCUGUUGUCCAUUGCAGUCUUCUGGGCAACAGUGUUCAGCUCAGCAGCAUUUGUAAUGCCAAGGCUCAUGCGUGUCAAGGAGGAUAGGAAGCAAAACACACCCAUAACAAAAGCGUCCAAGUCGACUGCCAAGUCAAAGCCCUCAAACCUCCGAAACUCCAAGGUUCGUUUCAGCAUGGACGACGACAAAUCUAGUGGGGCCUCGGGAGAACAUAUUAAUAUCAACGGUGGUGUGUCCAUUGGAAGCGAAGCCCAGUCGCUUGCCACGGCGAAACAAUCGAAUCGAUCCCGUGAUUUCGAUGCACCACUCUCCUCCAUUGGAAACAGCUCUCAAAACAAUGGUGUUGCGCCGGAGGAGACUGCCAAAGUUCAAAAGGAAGACAACACUCGACGAUCUAUCAAAAUAUCCGUAUCGGAUAGCGUAACCUCUGGCUCUGGAUACUCGGAUUCCUUCAUCAAGGGCACCGGAUGGACCGUGUUUGAACAAACCGACGACAAUGGGCUGAUUGGUCGAUGGAGCGAAGCGGAAGAAGACGACGAGAUCGAAGAGAAGGAAGAGCCUUUGCUGGAUGUCGAAAAUAAUCGCAACACGAGCAUGAGCGGGUCAGUACGACAAGAGCACAGACCGAGCAUGGCAACAAUCGAAGAGGUGGACUUCUCAGAAUCGCUGCGGGAUGACUUCUCAGACGAUCAAGUGGCUCGACCCCCAUGA